AGAACAGUGAACACGCGCCGUGACGCUCAGAUUCGACGCGGCCGCAGAGCUCCGCGCUGCAGCCUCGGAUGUUCGGUCGGAGUUCGGUCGGAGGGGGGGCGCACACGGACGCAGAAGAAGCGACGGAUGAGCGGGUGCGUUCCCGGGCUGCGGCGGCCCCCCCGCAGUGAAUGGGACUGCGCCGCCGGUGGCUCGGUGUCUCCCGUCGGUGCCGCCGGGGGGGGAAGCAUGCGGCUCCCCCCGCUGCUGCUGGUGCUGCUGCUGCUCGGGCUCUGCGGGGGCACAAGUUUCCCAAGUAACAUCCACAUCGGAGGCCUCUUCCCCACCGGCUCCCACGAGUACGAGGUGUUCCGCUUCGCUCUGGCCCAGCAGCAGGACGUCCCCAAGCUGGUCCCCCAGGUGGACAUGGUGGACACGGGGAGCAGCUUCUCCAUGACCUACGCCUUCUGCUCCCAGUUCUCCAAGGGCGUGUACGCCAUCAUGGGUCUGUACGACCGGCGCACCGUCAACAUGCUGAUGUCCUUCUGCGGCUCUCUGCACGUGUGCUUCGUCACCUCCUCCUUCCCCGUGCUCACCAACAACCAGUUUGUGCUGCAGCUGCGGCCCCAGCUGCAGGAGCCCGUCAUGGCCCUGCUGGAGGCCUCCUUCUGGACCAGGUUCGUCUACAUGUACAGCGCCGACUCAGGCCUGUCGGUGCUGCAGAGGAUCCUGGACACGGCGGCGGAGCGCAGCUGGCAGGUGACCUCGGUCAACCUGGACGUGCUGACGGAGGCCGCCUUCGUCAAGCUGCUGAUCGACCUCGACUUCAAGAAGGACUUCCAGAUCGUGGUCGACUGCGAGCUGGAGCGACUCAACUCCAUCCUGCAUGUGAUUGCCGCUCAGAAGAGAAACCUGAAGAACUACCACUUCAUCCUGGCCAAUCUGGGCUUCAUGGACCUGAACAUGACAGAUUUAGAGAAGUUGGGUCCCAACGUGACGGGCUUCCAGCUGGUGAACUGGUCCGAUCCCGCUGUGCAGAAGAUGGACCGGGACUGGUUGGACUUUGACAAUAAAGACCUCAAACUGGCCCGCAGGAAGCUCAGGUACACCGGGGCGCUGACCUACGACGGCGUGGUCGUCAUGGCGACGGCCUUCCAGAACCUUCGGCGGCAGCGCAUCGAUAUCUCUCGCCGUGGCAACGCGGGGGAGUGUCUGGCCAACCCGCCGGCCCCCUGGGGACAAGGCAUCGACAUCCAGAGGGCCCUGCAGCAGGUGCGUCUGGAGGGGCUGACGGGAUGCGUUCAGUUUGACGAGCGAGGACACCGGACCAACUACACUCUGAGCGUGAUGGAGCUCAGCCACACGGGGCCCAGGAAGAUCGGCUACUGGAGCGAGAGGCGCGGCUACGUCAACACCGCCGUCUACAAGCCCGUGCAGGAGGAGUUCUACGGGCUGCAGAAUCGAACCUACGUGGUCACCACCAUACUGGAAGCCCCCUACAUGAUGCUGAAGAAGAACCACGAGCAGUACGAAGGCAACGACAGGUACGAGGGGUACUGCGCCGAGCUGGCGGCCGAGAUCGCCAAGCACGUGGGCUUCGUGUACCGGCUCGAGCUGGUGGGCGACGGAAAGUACGGCGCCCGGGACGCCGACACCAAGCUGUGGAACGGCAUGGUGGGAGAACUGGUGUACGGGAAGGCCGACGUGGCCGUGGCCCCCCUCACCAUCACGCUGGUCAGAGAGCAGGUGAUCGACUUCACCAAACCCUUCAUGUCUCUGGGGAUCUCCAUCAUGAUCAAGAAGCCCACCAAGUCCAAACCGGGCGUGUUCUCCUUCCUCGACCCGCUGGCCUACGAGAUCUGGAUGUGCAUCGUGUUCGCCUACAUCGGAGUCAGUGUGGUGCUGUUCCUGGUGAGUCGCUUCAGUCCGUACGAAUGGAAAGCAGACGACUCCGAUGACGAAGAUGAAACUCUGGCCUCCUCUUCCUCUCGUCGGGCUCUGCCCACCUCCUCCUCGGAGCUGGCUCGCUCUCCAGGUUUCCCCCAGAACCAGAACCAGAACCAGCAGAAAGAGAAGGAGGCUCCAGAACACACCAACGACUUUGGCAUCUUUAACUCUCUGUGGUUCUCGCUGGGGGCCUUCAUGCAGCAGGGCUGUGACAUCUCGCCCAGGUCUCUCUCGGGUCGAAUCGUGGGAGGAGUCUGGUGGUUCUUCACCCUCAUCAUCAUCUCCUCCUACACGGCCAAUCUGGCGGCCUUCCUCACCGUGGAGAGGAUGGUGUCCCCCAUCGAGGGCGCGGAGGACCUGGCCAAGCAGACCGAGAUCGCCUACGGUACUCUGGACGGAGGCUCCACCAAGGAGUUCUUCAAGCGCUCAAAGAUCGCGGUCUUUGAGAAGAUGUGGUCCUACAUGCGGAGCGCGGACCCCUCGGUGUUCGUCAAGAGCACCACCGAGGGCGUAAUCAGGGUCAGGAAGUCCAAGGGGAAGUACGCCUACCUGCUGGAGUCCUCCAUGAACGAGUACAUCGAGCAGAGGAAGCCCUGCGACACCAUGAAAGUAGGAGGCAACCUGGACUCCAAAGGUUACGGGGUGGCCACGCCCAAAGGGUCUGCCCUCAGUCGGCCCGUUUAUCUGUCUGGUGUCAUGUCUCCUCUGAUGCCUGUCUGACUGCCAUCUGCCUGUCUCACUACAAUCACCACGCUAGUGACCCACCCACCCAUCCAUUCAUUAAUUCAUUCAUCCAUCCAUCCAUCCAUCCACAUUGCUGGUUCAGAUAAAACCCUUGGUUUCGAUCAUUGUUCUUUGGAUCAGUCACUGAAAUAAACUAGACAGGUUUAUGUUUGCAGCACAGUGUUGUUGGAUUGAAUUAAGAAAGUAUACCUUGGUCUUAACACUCUGUAAGACGUUAUAAACACGCUUCUGCACUACACCGUACCAACAAAAACCACACACAGCGUACGGUCUGAGUUACACCUUGCAGGACUACACUCUGUACCCCAAGCUGUACAAGACUGCACUCUGUAAACUACACCGUACCAAAACACACUGAAAUAAAAGCUAGUCACGUUAAAACCUAGGUUUUUUUCAUUUUAUAUGACAGCAGCCUUUGAAAGUUUUAUUUCUUCUCUUCCUUUGUUUCUGUCAAAAACGUUUUUGUGUUUUUAUCAGACCAUUCUUUCUUUGUUCAGCAUUUUACACACAGCCCAGAGUUGGAGAAAGGAAAUCGUCUCCAAAGAUCAGAUAAGCGCACAGUUUGUUGAGUUAAAAAUGUAAAUCAACAGCGUCAAUCCCUGUCACACAGAAACAAAGACAACACCCACCAAAUUCUGCCUGGGUGGUGAAAUGAUUUGGGAUUUCUAAAAAGCUAAUUAAUAAGCAGCAGCUUCUAUCAACAGAUAAUACUAUUCGUAGAAGUAAGAAAAGAAGAAAACCGAGCCAUGGAAGAAACAAGACGGUCUCCCAGCAACAGCGUUGCGUUAAAGCUAAAAGCUGAGCGUGUUGGAUGAUCUCAGGUUCCAUCUUGGUUCUCUGGCUCUGGGUCGACCAGUAGUUCCCUCAGCCGUCACAGCCGCUUGGUCCCAUGGUUCCACCGGCUUCUGUCUGUGACUGCUGGCAUCGGAUCAUUUUGACAGUUAUUGUUCCAAAGUGAUAUUGCUACAAUUUUAUUUGUUCGACACUAUUCUCCAAAACUACAAUCGACAAUCUCCAUGUCCCACUUCAAUCAUCUAUCCAACUUUUGGUUCAUAAAGUUCAACAAAUCAUUGGACUGUUAUUUGAAAUUUGGUUAAACUGAAUGCGACCUGAUAACAGAGAAAACAAUUGUUUAAUUUGUUUGUUGAUUUCAACAAUGAUUCCAUUUUUUGACACAAUUUAACCAUGUGCCCCAAUUUUAUAAAUAGUAAGACAAUUAUCUUUUUGACUUUCUUGAACUUACAAAUUCAAAUUGACAGUGUAUUUGGACUCACAUAAAACAAGUUUAAUGUACUGUAUGACCAUCAGCUGGACCACUAAAGUGAAGUAAAGAUAGGUCAGUUUGGAACAAAGCUCUUCCUUUGCUCUCGCCUUCAUCACAUUGAUUAUUCAUUUUUAAUUGUUGCCAUCGUCCCGUCUGAAUAAAGCAGUUGUUCUCAAACUUUUUCUGUCACGAUCCACUUUGGAGAUAGAAAAAUGUUUGUGAUCCACUGUUCCAAACAGAAUUGUAGAUGAGCUUGAGAAACAAGAUACCCUGUUUGGCUCAUGAUUCAUGUCUCUUUCCAUCAUCAUAGAAAAGUCACUGCUACAUUCUGCCGCUCUAAGCAUUGAGCCUCGCUGCUACGUAAAGGGGAACAACAGGCAAAUUGUUAUUUUUUAAGUUAACAUCGUUCCUUUAUUAUAACAAUAUUUCAACCCUCCACCUUGUGUUUGUGUCCAAACAUUUGACAGUUGUUCCUCCUUUAUCUAUCAGGUGAAUGAAAAUGAAUGCGAGUGGAGCAUUGCACCGUGACGGGAUUCGUUUCCUGGUUUUCAACCCGGACCUUAUUAAAGUGUUGGUUCCUUCACUAGUGCACCUCACAGGUGCUUUGUGGUUGGGGAAGUAAACGUUCUGCUUGAGCUUCAGCAACGCUCCAGCUCCUCCUGGAGGAUCCCCAUUGGUCAUGGGCCAGUUGUCUCCUCCCAGUCUGUCCAAAGACAAACCCUCUGGGAUUCCUCAAUUUGGCCUUCAAUUCCCUUCCUUUAAUGGUGACGUCUUCUUUGGGCGCUCAUAUCAACCAUCCCAUCUCCACCAAGAUCACAUAGUAGAUAGAAAGCUUUACAUUAUAACUCAGCGUCCAAAGCCUGCGUUACUGCAGCCAGGGGCAUCACUCGUGAUUCAUUCUAAUCCAUUAUUAAGACCAUGGCUCUUAAUCCACAUGUAUGGGGAAUAAUGAGCAAUAUUCAGCUGAGCUCAGCCCUUACUGAACUACUGGAGUAGCCUUAGGGCCACAGCACUUUAGAUGAAUUCGACAACCACAACCAUUGCUGAAGUCCCGAAGAGUGAGUCAAACUACCAAGACUCUCAAGUCUAUCAAGUUCUUUGUAAGACCAUUAUGGCAGAAUCCCUCCUGA
Molecule: messenger RNA, 5064 nt
Organism: Pungitius pungitius (ninespine stickleback)
Lineage: Eukaryota; Metazoa; Chordata; Actinopteri; Perciformes; Gasterosteidae
Product: glutamate receptor 1-like
Exons: 16
Coding region: 127-2646 (839 amino acids)
Biological process (GO): synaptic transmission, glutamatergic; modulation of chemical synaptic transmission
Cellular component (GO): AMPA glutamate receptor complex; postsynaptic density membrane; dendritic spine
Molecular function (GO): transmitter-gated monoatomic ion channel activity involved in regulation of postsynaptic membrane potential; AMPA glutamate receptor activity
Source: RefSeq, a predicted model, not a curated record